AUGAAUAGCUUAUCAUUAUGUACUCUGUUAACUAUUCGACAUAAAGGUUAUAUUGAAAAAUUUUCUCCAGCAAAUACAUGUGAUUUAUUUGAAAAAUAUGGUCGUGUUGUACAAGAAAGUAAAAAUAAAAAUUGGCAUAUACCAAUAAUACUUAUUCUUACUUUAACUGAUCUUUGUCUUUUAACAAAUUAUUUUACAACAUAUAUAUCAAGAAAUACAGAUGGUAAUACAAGUCCACCAUCACAACGUAUUGCUGAUUUAUCUAUUGAUGAUGAUCGACAAACUUCAGAGACGAAUGUAACUAAAACAAUUGAAUUACUUACAGAAGCAUUUCGUGUAUGUACAAGUGAUCGUUGUACAGAACAACGUUUAUCAAGAAAUGGGAUUAGUAUUGAUAAUAAAUCUUAUCUAUUCAAAGAUGAUUAUCGAAAAGCUACUGGAUGUUUUGAUCCAAUUUUUCAACGUUAUCCUAUAUUUAUGAAAAAAAAUAAAGUAUCCAUAUUAAUUCAUUUAUGUGUAUCAAAAAUGCAAUUUGGUUAUACACCAUCAUUACAAAUUAUAGCUAAAUAUAAACUUGAUGCAUUUCAUGAUUUACUUGUUUCAAUUAAAGAAGUUUUUUUACUUCAUGUCGAAGCUUUAUAUUUAUUGGCUGUACGAAACCUAUUUCGUCAAGUAUGGUUAUUACUUAAUAAAGAAAAUAAAAUAUC
Adineta steineri is the source of this 707-nucleotide messenger RNA. The record is from the annotation of a GenBank genome assembly. NCBI's taxonomy places the organism in Eukaryota, Metazoa, Rotifera, Eurotatoria, Adinetida, Adinetidae.